AUGGGCGCCGCGUCGGAGGAGCGCAGCUCGCUCAUGUCGCGACCGGACGAAGCGGAAGCCGCCGAGCCGGCGCGGCGCGUCGCGGCGCUGGCCUUGGCGGUAGGACUCUCCGUCGCCGCCGUCGCCGGGGCCGGCGGCGUGCGGCGCCUCAUCGCGGGGGACGCCUUCGCCGAGACGCCUCUCCGGUUCCGCGUCGCGAACCCGGAAUACGGCGACGCGGCGCCGGCGUCGCUGGCGCUCUACCCCUUCGCCCACGUCGGCGAGCCGCACCGCGCGUCCCGCCUGACCGCGGAGGACGCCGUCGGGGGCGCGACGUACGCGUGGACCGUGCGCCUGGACGGCGCGCUGGUCGCGUCCGGCGCCGGCGCGACCUUCGCCUUCAACUUCACGGCGCCGGGCCGGCGCUACGCCGUCGCGCUCGCGGAGUCGCCGAGCGGGCGGACCGCGGAGGACGACGUGCACUGCAAGUACGUGCGACGGGAGAUCCGCGCGCUGACGGACCGGGAGCGGUCGGCCUACUUCGACGCCUUCGAGGUCGUCGCGAAGCUGCCCCUGGAGGAGGGCCGCGCCAGGUACGGCGAACACUUCGUGAACCUCCACAGCACGACGAUCAAGCACGUGCACGGCACCGGGUGCAGCCCCUUCCACGGGGGCCUGAGCUUCCUCACGGCCCACACGGCCUUCACCUACGAGGUCGACCGCGCCAUGCAGCUCGUGGACCCGGGCGUCCUCACGCCCUACUGGGACUUUACGCUCGACGCGGAGUUCCUCGGCGCGAACUGGACGGAGUCGCAGCUCUUCCAGCUCGACUGGUUCGGGCCGCUCAUGCCCAAGAACGCGCAGCGGACCCUCGAGGGGCGCUUCGCGAACGUGUCCGUGCCCAGCGACUGCGACUUCGACGUCCACAACGCCUACUGCCGCGUGACCGACGAGCGGAACGAGGACCCGAGCGCGCUCGUCACGCGCGCGCACGAGCUCUGCGGCCUGAAAACGGACGUCGCGUUGCCGGGCUGCUCCGAGUUCUCCCAGUGCCUGACGACGACGUCCCUCACGGACCUGCACACGUGCGCGGAGGACGUCAUGCACGGCAACAUGCACACGGUGAUCGGCGGCUUCUUCGGCUGCCCCUACGCGCUCGGCGACCUCGUGGCGAACCACCCGUCCUGGGAGGAGAUGCUCACGGGCAUCGGCACGCGGGCCAUCAACAUCUGGCAGCACGUCUACGGCGCCAAGGCGAUGAAGUGCCCCCUGAAGUGCGACGCGGCCGAGGACUCGUGGGAGACGUGCCACUGCUCCUGCCCGGCCCUGUCGCCGAAGCCGGGGCCCAACGGCACCGUCGAGGCGGCGACGCUCGGCGUCGACGCGUCGAAGCGCUUCUUCAACGAGACGGGCAUCAUCUACUUCGCCGACCCGUCGGACUGCUCGUCGUUCGCGUCGCCCUACGUCUACAAGAAGUACUUCGACGUCCAGACCAAGGCCGACGGCUCCUGCGACUACUCCAUCAAGGGCCUGAACAACGACGACAACAAGGAGUUCCUCCACUUCCUCGCGUUCUUCUCGUGCUCGCCGGGCAAGUUCGGCGCCAUGUCCACCGCGGCGUCGGCCAACGACCCCCUCUUCUGGCCCAUCCACCCGCUCUUCGACCGGCUCCUGGCCUACAUGCGCCUCUCGGGGGACCUCGACCUCGCCUGGCCCGACGCGACGUGCCGCGGCCACUCCCUCGACGACACGCUGCCCUUCUCCGGCUUCCGCGACGCCGACAACGCGACGGACCUCUACACGAACCGGGACCUGCUGGACGUCUUCGACCCGGCGUCCGCGGAGCUGAACUACGUCUUCGCCGACUUCUCCUGGGACCACUGCGACGCGGCCAUCGCCGACGCCGCGACCUUCGCGUUCCAGGACUCCUCGGCGCGCACGGGCGGCGGCGGCCACGCGCGGAGGUAA
Aureococcus anophagefferens is the source of this 1947-nucleotide messenger RNA. RefSeq lists its product as hypothetical. The record is from RefSeq and is a predicted model, not a curated record. The transcript has a single exon. Bases 1 to 1947 code for a protein of 648 amino acids. Gene Ontology annotation, molecular function: oxidoreductase activity. NCBI's taxonomy places the organism in Eukaryota, Pelagophyceae, Pelagomonadales, Pelagomonadaceae.